AUGCCACCAAAAGGUCCAAAUAUCGUCCCUAGACAAGCACCAUCUCCUAUUGCUAUUGCAGGAUCACCACCUUCUUCAUCAUCUUCUGGAUCAACCCCAAGAACAAUGGCCAGUCCCAAUAUUUCUAUGAGUGCUAAAUCACCACUGGUGGUAGCAACUAACAACAAUAAUAGUAAUAACAAUCUUGUACCAAAACAAGUGACAACUAUACAAACUUCUAAAGAUUGGGUACUUCCACCAAGACCAAAACCAGGAAGAAAACCAAGUGUUGAUACUCCUGCAUCAAAGAGAAAAGCUCAGAAUAGAGCAGCUCAAAGAGCUUUUAGAGAAAGAAGAGCUACUAGAGUACAAGAAUUAGAACAAAGACUUUUGGAAGUUGAAAAAGAAAGAGAUAUUAAAGAAAUGGCUUUAGUCGGAACUAUUAAUAAAUUAAAGGUGGAGAAUCAAUUUUUGGUUAAAAAUUUAGAACAAUUGAAACAGGAGUUAAAUCAAUUAAAACAAUCAACUAUGAGAGCUCAAAUUCAACAACAACAACAACAGCAAGCUCAACAAGUUUCUGGAUCAAACAGACCAUCACCCUGUCAACAACAACCAGGUAUUAAAAUGUCUUAUUCAUUUAGUUCGUCAAGACCAGGAAGUAAUCAUCCAUCUCCUCAUUCAGGUCCUCAUAGUGCCAUGUCACCAGCAAGCUCUUCAUAUUCAGUUCAACAAAUAUCUCCAGCACCAUCUGCAGAUCUGCCUCCAAAUUUCUAUACCAAUGGAAGUGUCCAAAAUACUAGUAGAUUGCGUAACUCAUCACUGACUCAUUUGACACCAAUUUCAAACAAUCCAACUCCAGCCAAAUCAGCAAUGUCUUCAAAUAGUCAAGAUGAUGGUGGUGAUAACUUUGAUUGUGGAGUUUGUCUUAAAGAUAAUUGUCUUUGUGAAUCUGUGGGGUUGAAAGAUAUUGAUACCAACAAGAAGAGUAGUGUUAUUGGAAAAGAUUUACAAAAUCAAUUGAAUUCAUUUAAACCAAUGGCAGCUGUUUCAUUAUCAAGAAAGCGAACUGUUAAAUCUAUAGAUGAAGAACAAGAAAUUGAUUUUACUAAACAAUUUAGUACAAAGACAAAACCAAUGCCAGAUUUAAAGAGACUUAAAAAGGCGCCGAUCCCAUCUCCUGUACCAGUUAACAAUAAUAGCAACAACAACAACAACAAUAAUAAUAAUAAUAAUAAUCAACUCACGUCUUCAUUUAAUGAAGAUUCACCAGUUGAUAAUUGUGGUUUCUGUUCUGAUGAUACCCCAUGUGUUUGUCGUGAAGCUGCCAAGGAAGCUGCAAAGUUAAACAAUUAUUUAAACAAUCCACCACAAUCAAACAAUGAUCAGGAUGAUAUGAUGCAAGAUGUUCAAGAAGUAGUAGAACAUGAAGACGAUCAUAAAACAUUACCACCUAUUCAAACCAAUAAUAAAUCACAUAAUUUCCGUAAAUCUUCAUUACAUGUAAUGCAUCCUGGUCCAACUAUUGAAAUUCGUGAAUUUUCAAACAUUUCUGCUGUUCCUAACGUAUUGGCUGGUACAACGGAUCCAAGUACUCCAACUGGAACCACCAAUACUGACAGAUCAAGUAUAAGUUCAACAAGUAAAGAAAAUUCAAAUUCAAAUUCAAAUUCGAAUGACGGAGGAUGUACUGGUAAUCCAGGUACUUGUAAACAAUGUCAAAUGGAUCCAAUGUCAACUUUAUUUUGUACUACUGUUGCUAGUAGAACUUCGAUAACUUCAGAAACCGUUACUCCAAUGAGACAAUUAUCUAGAAAUAAUUCAAAAUCUUCAAUUCCUAUAAAUUCUUUAAAUAAUCCUCAAAGUCCUGUUCCACCUCCAUUAUUACCUACUACUACAAGUAAUAAUAAUUUGAAUACUUCAUCAUCUAGUACUCCUUCUACUCCUUCUAAUUCAAAUGGUUCUACUGGUAUGUUUAUACCUUGCGCUGAUGCUUAUAAAACUUUAUCACGUCAUAAAAAAUUCAAUAGUAUGGAUUUUAGUACUAUGGUUGGUAAAUUAACAACUAGAGGUAUGCAAGUUGAAGUACAAUCCGUGGCUAAUGUCAUUAGAGAACUAGAUAGGAGAUUAUAUAAUUGA
Messenger RNA from Candida tropicalis MYA-3404, 2115 nucleotides. It is a transcript of the gene HAP43, whose product is annotated as Hap43p. The record is from RefSeq and is a predicted model, not a curated record. Bases 1 to 2115 code for a protein of 704 amino acids. Gene Ontology annotation, cellular component: RNA polymerase II transcription regulator complex; nucleus. Gene Ontology annotation, molecular function: transcription cis-regulatory region binding; DNA-binding transcription activator activity, RNA polymerase II-specific. The transcript has a single exon. NCBI's taxonomy places the organism in Eukaryota, Fungi, Ascomycota, Pichiomycetes, Serinales, Debaryomycetaceae.